GUAAUGAUGUCAUAGUUCAGAAGCCGACUUUUCCCGUGGAAGCUCACACAAGGCGGCUGGUCCGUCUUGUUUUCCCCCCCAAAGGAAUAUACCUCCCUAGAUUUGUAGACUUUCCCCAAAUAUUUUGUGUAACCCUUUUUCGCCGCCAUCACGAUUGAUCACGAGAAGAAUCAUCUUUUGCCGCGUCUACAGCUACUGUCGCCACCACGAUCGAGUGUCCUAGGUCCCAGAAAACAUGCCGCCAAGUCCCGUGGAAGAGCUGGCUCUCUUGGAUUUGGACAGAUCCAACAAAGGAGCAUCCAAGCAGCGGCGGGAUCAAAUAAAUGCUGAGAUAGCCACCAUGAGAGACCUCCUUCCUCUGGCUGAGUCCGCCCGUCAGCGGCUUUCGCAGUUGCAGAUAAUGUCGCUGUCUUGCGUCUACAUCAGGAAAUGCAACGUCUUGCAGAAACUUUUCAGAUCUGCUGCUACCAACAAAGACAUCCCAAACACUUGUGACUUUUUUCAGGCGCUGACGGGAUUUUUGUUGAUAACCACUCGAGAGGGGAAGUUGGUUUACAUUUCGGAAAAUGUCACAGACUACCUGGGACACUCGAUGGUGGACAUGAAGACUCAAGGCGACAGUCUGUACGACAUAGUGGACAAGCGCGAUCACGGCACUGUGCAGGCACAGCUGCUGCAAGGCGGGGCGGACUUGGAUGUCACGCGGGACGUGGCCUUCUUCUGUCGCAUGAACAUGUCUCGCACUCUCAAGCGCCAGUCAGGCUUUGGAGACGUUAAGGUUAUACAUGUGCGGGGUCACUUCAUUCCACUUUCGGACCCCGACACUGACAGCAGCGACCAGCAGCAACAGCAACAACAGCAGAAAUAUGUCUUCAUGGCGACCUGCUCUCCUCUCAUCACACCAGAGAUGAAGGAGAACCUGGUGCAGAGCAACACCAUGGUCUUCAAGACCGUGCACCAGCUUGACAUGACUUUUCUGGAGGUCACAAAAACAGCCGAAUACCACCUUGGAUGCUCCACAGAGGAGAUUUGCAGAAAAUCUUGGUACUCCAUGCUGCAUCCAGAGGACAUUCAUAACGCCCGCGAGAAACACAUCCUUCUCAUCCGGUCCAGUCACGAGAUGGGAUGUAUGAUCACAGUACGCAUGCUCAAUGCAGAUGGUAAUGUGUUCUGGGUCAACAUCGUCAUGCAUGUUCGUCAGGCCACGGCAUCAAGCCAGAGUGACGAACCUGUCAUUGUUUGCAUCAACCAAGUUAUUAGCGAAGAAGAGGCGUUCCAGAUAAAAGUUCAAAGUCACAUGUUCACUCUUUACCCACCUCGCUCGGGCGACAUGUGGGCAGCCGGUCUGCCUACUGCUCAAACCCCUGGCCACCACCACCCCCAGACUGAACAUGGGACGCGCUGGAUACCCGCCACCUGUAGUAGCACGCCUCCAAGUUCUAGCAGCAACUAUCAGACACCUGCCGUGUCGUAUUAUGGAGGUGGACAGCAGCACCCUACCCCACCGGCCUGUACCUACCCUUCUGUCCCUGACCGCAGUACAGGGUAUCAAGUGGCUGCCACGCAAGGAACAGUGGCCAGUCAUGGACAGACUGAGAAGCUGAAAAUGAUGCUAAAGCGCAAGAUCCAAGGCCCCUGUCGACCGGCCAAGGUGCCCAAGCUAGCGUGGAACGAACACAACGAAGGCGGUAACGGAGGACACGGAUUUGAGUUUGCCGCCACUGGAGAGGCGAUGCACUCACCCAAUUCUGCUUCCUCGUUUCUCGAAGGAGGAGCGAACAGCGGUCAUUUUAACUGGUCAGAUUCCACCCAGGUGCUUUCACAAGCUCAUUACCGUGUGGUUCACGCUUUGCCCACCUCCAUGCAUCAGCACAAAGUCAAAUCUUUUCUGGGCCCAGCAUCAAACUCAUGCCCUCAGGCCAUCUCCCCGCCACUUUCCACGUCGGGUGCUUGUACCAUGACCGAACAGGUUGUACCCGAAAGUAAUGGGGUAUCUUUGCCAGAGUCUUACCUUACUCCGGAUCCAUCCCCGGCUUCUUCACCAGAACCACACAUUCCUGGAAUCACGAACCAGGUCAAAUCGGAAAUCGUGAACUACCAUGCAGCCACCACGUCUGCUGCCAUUCUGCAGAAGCUAGAGAAACUGGCCUCCCUAAGCCAUGCUGAGACCUCCACCAGUCCUGCUACUGCCAACGCUGCUAACCCUGCGUCACCUGCAGUGCUACGUACGUUGGCCACGCCAGACUUGGCUGUCAGAAAGGUGAAGGAAGAGGUGCAAACCCGUCGCAAUGCAUGCAUUCAGCGAGAACUUCCUCUCAUGACUUCUUUCGACAUCGAGUCAUUCUUCGACACGCUCGACGCCCCUGAGAAGAGGCUAAUUAGCAUGCACGCUUCGCUUUUUGAGGACAAACGGGAACGCCAGGCCUUCAAUAUCAAGAAUACCAAAUCGACAGCAACGCCUUCAGUCAAACAGGAGCAUUUGCAAGCAGUUACACAGUUUGAACACCAACCGUCUACUGACUCCUUGUUUCCAAGGCGAGAGUCUCAAAGUCGCCAGAAGAAUGUCAAGCCAUUCCAGCAGAAUGACAUGGAUGCGGCAGAACUUGAAGAACUGCUGAGCUUCUUCUCCAGCGACAUGAAUGCGACCCAGCUUGACCUCAGUGACGUGCUGAUCACGUCAUCCCAUAGCAACAGCGUAGGAGGGACAUCAGCCGAAGGAGGCGUUGCACUGGUUCAUUGCGUUAAAGAAUAUUCGGACAGCCUUCAGCAGACUGGACCACCCUGCGGUGCAGGUCACCUGGGUAACUAUCUGCUACACUCUGCCUGUCUCGAAAGACCGCCGGAAGACUUCAGUCCGAUGUCCACCACUGACGUCCCCAGCGAUGCCAGCAGCGACAUGUCCGGUGAUGAGGAGAAUGAUGCGGAAGACCUCGCAGGCGAAUCUCUCAAUCUACUCCUACAACCAUCACUCGGGCAGCUGCACAACUCACGCUGCAAGCAAGAUCGAAGUUCGGCCGCACAGGGUCAAGAAGAGCAAGAGCAGGCUGGCCUCGCUCUCAGCUGUCUGCCCGGUGGCGGCCGCUACCCUCAUAGCUACAGUUCCCGGGAAGUGCCUGGGCUCAGCGAAGAGGAUGAGUUGUAUCAACUCGAUAGCCUUUUCUCGUCGCUUGUGCCUACCAGUGGCACGUUGCUUCUGUCUGAAGAAACCCAGUAGGCCGUAGUGUAAGCACGCUUGGCUGCGAGCAAGCUUACAGCAAUCAAGUGUAUGGCAUAUUGCCAUCUGUGGACGGCCGUGGAUGCACUAGGCUGCAGGCAGCCUCUGUCUCCAGCCGUCCCCUUCAUGUACCUGCGGGCCGGGUUUCUUCUUGAUGCCAGAUCAACUAACUGCCACCUCAUCGACAACCUGAGGCGCCGCUGUAUUCGGCCAAUCGUCGUCAUCUCUGUCUCUCUCUUACAGUAUGUCUGCCUGAUGUUUCUACUUCUGUUAUGUACAUCAUCGUCAAGCCGAACAUCGUUUGCCUGGGCGCCACAGGCGUGACAGCGUUGCCAUGACUACUCUAUGAGAGCGAGUGGUAUCCCUUCAGUAGUACCCUCUUGCCCUCAUACCCCUGUGCCUGGUGUUUGCCAGGCUCUGCUGCUGGUCGAUUCCUUGUACGGUUUAUACUUGCAUGCAUAUGAAGUGGAAACAGGUGAACAAUUGGCAUUUGAAGGGGAGAAAAAAACCCUUCAUGAUCCGACAUUGGUUUAAUACAGCUUGAGAUGCUACAACAAAUUUCGCUGGAUUUGGUUUUAAGUUUAUGCUUUUUAUACUCUGACGUUGCUGCAGGACAGUUGUAUGACGUCAUCUAACAGUUGGUUUAUCGCAUUUACCUCCAUUGUGGCAUGUUUUGUCCUUAUUUGCAUACAUACUCUGGCUUAUGUGAAGCAGUAGAGAUUCUAUUUGUUGUGCUGCCUAACAUAACAGUUCGUGAGAUUUUUUUCUGAAAAUGGUUCAUGUGAGCUCGUACAUUCCACUGGUUAGUGCUUAAAGUUUUUCCUAUGUUUCUUCAGUGUUUUCUGUAACAGAGACCACAAAUAACAUACAAGAAUUUUUAUGGGCUGGCUACCAAUGUUGUAGUUAGUUUUUCAAAUGUUUAAAUACUUACAUAAAUCUGCCUUAUAUUUCAUAAUUUUUUAUCAUAAAAUGAUUAUGAUACAAAACUUCCAGGAUGGUAUAAUAAAACCCAUGUUAAUUUCUGGCAUUUAUAUGGUGUUUUAUUUCCUUUAUUAGCCAUGAUUCUGGCAUCCUGGAGUUCUGCCAUUUAAGUAAUACUAAAUUAAUGAAAAUUCGUUCCUGUAUAAUAAAGGGCUUUUACCAUUUUUACCCAUUACUGUUACUGCUAGUUCUUUGUCUUGUUGUCAGGUUUACAUGCUCAGAUUGAUAUCAUUGUCUUGCUUACCAGGAACUUUUAAGUGUACUCUCUUGAGCUGGUUGCCAUGCAGUUGCAUCCGAAUGGUGUCAGAUCCUCGACACGGCCGGUCCGUUCGAGGGUUAAACACCUGUUGUGCCUUUGAUAUUGUUGUUAUUUCUGCAACUAUUGUCUUUGAUCUUUUGCACAUUCGGGGGAAAAUGGCAUAGGAAGACGUGAUAAUAAAUUUGAAAUGCUUGUUUUGGACUAUAAUACGAUUGUUAUUGUGAACAGCCAUAGUUUUUGAGCCAGCAAUUGAAUUACUAGAAAUUUACUCGGGCCUUGGAUGAGUUUGAUAAGCGUUUAUAUCUCUCUUCCAUUCAUAGUUGUGCUCCUAAAGUGUAGUGACUAGAAAAGGUUAUACGAGUGCAUUGCAAUGCACCCAUUAAAUGUACUUCUGGUGACUCCACGUGAGCUUCUCGUUACGACCGAAAAAAAAAAAAAAAAAUUUGUCGAUAACGAAACAAAUUGGCUUGAUGAUGUUAGUGAAAUUGAGAAAAGAGACGAUAACGUCUCAUUCACGUGGCUGUAGUUUUUUUUUUCCAGGCCGUUAUCAAUUGAGAAAUGAAUCGGCAUCCUAACCCGUACUUGAUAAACUUGUAGCUCUUUUUUUAAAGCUUUAAUACAACAUUUUCUCUAAACUGGGGAGGUGGGAGGGGUUUUGUGGCUGGACGAUACAGACUUUCGCAAGAUUGGAUAAGACUUGAACCCUGAUGCUUGCGCUUUAGCUCCUUUCAGCGGUGGCUAGAGGCAAAAUCUGUUCUUGCUUAAGUGCUUCAGGGAAACGUUUCUUAAAUCUUUGCCUGGAAUUAUUUUGUCCACAUAUAUCAGAUGUACUACGCUUAGAAUUACCUUUUUUUUUCGUUUUCUUCUUAAAGUUGCGAUGAAUGGAAAGUUAAACUAGCAUUACUUUUUCUGCUUAAUGUGUAAUAAAUUUGAAUAUUUGGUGUCUCAAAUUUCUUGAAAUUUUUCGUUUGCAAGUAUCAGUGUCCUGUUUGUACUGAUUGUCACGAAGAAUAAAAUAAACUGUCGUCACUAGC
Pomacea canaliculata is the source of this 5488-nucleotide messenger RNA. RefSeq lists its product as uncharacterized. Bases 236 to 3214 code for a protein of 992 amino acids. NCBI's taxonomy places the organism in Eukaryota, Metazoa, Mollusca, Gastropoda, Architaenioglossa, Ampullariidae. The record is from RefSeq and is a predicted model, not a curated record. Gene Ontology annotation, biological process: regulation of transcription by RNA polymerase II. Gene Ontology annotation, molecular function: DNA-binding transcription factor activity, RNA polymerase II-specific; protein dimerization activity; RNA polymerase II transcription regulatory region sequence-specific DNA binding. The transcript has 10 exons.